Messenger RNA from Laccaria bicolor S238N-H82, 784 nucleotides. RefSeq lists its product as uncharacterized. Lineage: Eukaryota; Fungi; Basidiomycota; Agaricomycetes; Agaricales; Hydnangiaceae. Gene Ontology annotation, cellular component: endoplasmic reticulum. Bases 23 to 730 code for a protein of 235 amino acids. The transcript has 3 exons. Gene Ontology annotation, biological process: ergosterol biosynthetic process. The record is from RefSeq and is a predicted model, not a curated record.
UCAACGUUUCCUACACGCACUAAUGGCGGCUAACAAGAAGUCGACCGACGCGUCAGAACUUCCAAACGCCUUUCUCCUCAAAUGGGCCACCAGACUGACCGCAGUGCUGUUCAUCAUCGCGACGUGUAGUUGGCUCGACACCAUAAAAGACCGGUGGUACGUCUUCGACCCCACAACCCUCCACCAACUCGCCCAAUCCGCCAUCGCCUCCUCCCCAAACUCCACCUCCGGAAUGAUCCAACACAUCCUCACAAACCUCACCCUAACCCACCCCCCAUCCCAAAUCCACCUAAACCCGGACUCUUCCGAAUGGGUGUUCAACAACGCCGGAGGGGCGAUGGGCGCGAUGUACAUCAUCCACGCCAGCAUCACGGAGUAUCUUAUUAUUUUUGGGACGCCGUUGGGGACGGAGGGGCAUACGGGACUGCAUACGGCUGAUGAUUAUUUUAAUAUACUUGUUGGGGAGCAGUGGGCUUUUGAGCCGGGGAGGUUGGAGAUGGAGAGGUAUCCUGCUGGGUCGGUCCAUUUUUUGCCGAGGGGGACGGCGAAGCAGUAUAAGAUGCAUGAGGGGUGCUUUGCGCUUGAGUAUGCUAGAGGUUGGAUUCCGUUGAUGUUGCCGUUUGGGCUUGCGGAUACGAUCACGUCGACGUUGGAUAUUCCGACGUUUUAUAAUACGGCGAGGAUUACGGGGAGGGAGAUGAUUAAGAAUUUGUUAAUUGGGAAGAUCUAAUAACUUGGGUCGAUUUUUUGUUGUCGCUCCUCGACUAAUUAUCAUCGUUGUGGG